CACACACACAUCUGUACCUCUAUGUCCACGUCUACGUCCGCGCUAUUUUCUUCUAUUGUGUGUGGGGUGUGUGUGCUUUGCCUUUGCCGUUGCUUUUGCUUUUUCUGUUGCUCUCCGUCGCAUCGCAUCGUCAUCGUCAUCGCCCCGUAACUGCGUCUGCGUCCGUCUCCGGCUGCGAUCCAUCUAAGGAGCAUAUUUUCAACAAAAAAAGAUGCUUUUAGUGACUUUCCCACAACUAGUUGAGUUUUGGAUGUCAACACGAUGUAUUCUCGUACGCGUGCGGUGGCGAUGCUGCGAUUGCGUUAGCCGUUAGUUGUCGUUUCCGUUGCCAUUUCGAUAGGCGGGCGUAGCUGUUGGACUGACUCUCUGACUCAGGCUAAAAGUCAAACCAUAAUAAUAAUAAAUUUAAAGAAAAAAUAGAAAAAAAAACAAACAAACAAAACAACACACACAAAAGUGAGAAGCAUGCAGGAUCUAACGCGCGAAGAGGCCAUCGCCUUCAAUGCUUGUGAGCCACAACACAACAACAACAACCACAACCACAACAACAUCAGCAAUCGGCACACAACAACUGCAGUCAACAAUAAUAAAGCACAAAUGUGCACCAGCAUGGUGGUGCCCAAGUUCCAGAAGCUUUCACAUGACCUGCUAACCAACAUCAAACUGGAGGUGGACAGCGGUAGCAACUUGGAGUCGGAAUUGUGGCAGCAAACAACAGUGAAUGAACGUCUGCGUCUCGAGUUGAACAGCACAAAGCUGCUGCUGCAGGGCUCCGAUGAUCCGCUAAUCUCGCACGGAGCCAGCAACGAUCCGCACGAUGAGGAUCAGGAUUACCCCUUCAAGACGCUGCUGGCACGCAAGACCGAGGAACAGCAGUCAGUCCCAGUGGCAGUCCAUAAUGGAGCACAGUGCAGCACAUUGACGAAGCAACAGCUCAAGGCGAACCUGAUGAACGGACGCAAAGUGCAGCAACAGCGAUCACAGCCACUGGAUGAGUUAGCUUCCGCCCCAUCAGCAGCAGCAGCCUCUGUUGAGGUUGCAACACAGCGAGCCACACGUCAGAGCAAGUCCAAGAAACGUUCGAAUGCCAAUGGUGCCAUGAAGCUGCGCUUCCAUCAUCAAGCUCUGCCCGCCGAAUACGCUGCCCACUACGAGGCCACUCAGGGUCGCCAAGUGUCGGCGGCACGCACAAUGCCAGUCGAGGCACCUGUGGUCAAAGCGGCGCCACCGACCACGAAUCAUUCGCAUGAGAAUGUGCGCAGCUGGCUGCGCAAGAUCGCGGAGAUUCAGCGCAACGCAGAACGACAGCAGCAGGCGCAGGCCAACUGCAAGGAGGCCAAGAAGAGCACAGUGGCUUCCGUAGCCACCGCAGUAGCACCGCCUCCGCCGCCUGCUGUCACAUUGCUGGAACCGUUGCGAGAGGUGCCUCUUCCCAAUCCGAAGCGGAGCGCCAUGAAGUAUGCCGAUCUGCCGUACAUGGGCGAGAUCACACUGGACAACUACAAGCCCCGACGCGGACGCAAGCCCAAGAAGGCGGACAUCUGUCAUCUGAUCUACAAGAACUAUGGCACCAUUAUACCAGCGACACCAGCCACUGCAACCACAGCAACGACGUCGGCUCAACAUUUUCCAGCUGUUGCUGAUUUGAAGUCGACUCCGGCUUUGCUUUCCCAGCGCAGCGGACCUCUCACACUGCCAGCUGCGGGAUUUGUCAACCUGGUGGAUGAGCCACUGAAUCUGUGCAUGCGAGAUCAGUCCAGCGAUCGCUACUCCAUCUCCAGCGGCGACAGCGAGCGACCCUCCACGGACCUCAAUGCAACAGCCGACUUUUACAGGCCAGAGGAUAACAAGCCUUUCUCGCUGGAAUUUACGGAGGAUAAAAAGUCGAGAAUCUCCGCCAAGCUGCUGCUGAAGCCGAUGGGAUUGUAUUACCAGCAGAUCAUGGAAACCUGUCGCUUGGGUUUGCCCGUGGAGACCAUUGAAAAAGACAAUCAGCUAGCCCUUAAGAUACCCAUACCAAAUGGAUUCUUUGCCAACAUGAAUCCCACAGCACCAACUGCCGCUGCAUCGCCAGCUGCCAAGCGAGAGCCGCUGGAACAGCAGCAACAGCAACAGUCACCAGAAGCGGUGACACCACCUGCAAUGCGCAAGCGCAAACGCUCAGCAAUCUUUAUACCACCCAUGCCCGCUGAACACUCGUCCAGCCCAUCGACAGAGGUCAGCAUUUGCAAGUUUAAAUUUACGGGCGGUGCCAAGCCGACGUUGCAGGAGAAGAAAAUGCUCUCGGUGGAUGCGGAGGGCAAUUAUCGCUAUUACAAUGGCACCGGGGAUCGCAGCAUGCGUGGCUACGAGUUCAUCUCCCGGGAUCAGCAGCAACAGCAACAACAGACACAAUCGCAGUCGCAUUCAAUAUCCUCAAAUGGCAGCAGUGACAACAAGCUCUACAUCGAUAUUCCACCACCGUCGACGGAUCUCAGUCUGGAACUGUUGCACAUACCACCCGAGUCGCCCACCUCGUCACUACUUAUGUCCAGCAGUCUGGUGCCCGUUGAGCCGCAAAGCCCAUCCUGCUACUCGAGUUCACACAGUCCCAUGCGACUAUCAACACCACAUCCGGAGGACUAUCACAAGCGCACCGAAGAACUGCCACAACGCACAUUUUCGAGUCCAACUCCGGCUGCUGUGGUUGCCGCGACCAAGCGACGUUCAUCGCGACGCUCCAAGCAACGCGAGAAGCUAGAGAAGACAUUCAAGGAGAAGGGAUUUCUGAUACAAACGCAGCAGCUGCAAUCAGCUGAGGGAGCCACCUACUGUAAGUUCCGCCAGCUGAAGAAGUUUACGCGCUACCUCUUCCGCAACUGGAAGGAUCAUAUACCCGAAAGCGAUCUGGACAAGCAUGCGGGCAAGGAUAGCGAUACACGUGUCAUUGAGAAUAUGUUGGCCGGACAAAUAGGUCUGGGUCUUGAGGGUUUGGGCGCAACCCAAACGGCUGCAAAUCAAGCCACCUAAGUCGAAUUUAUAAUAAGUCUAACACCGAAAAAGCACUGCCAAAGAUUGAUAGAUUUACGAAUUUUGGAUUGUCGCGGAUUUGCCAAAGACAAUCGAAGUAUGUUGAUUCCGUCCAUGCUGGCUGGAACGUAUCUAGUCGUUCAUCAACUCUAGUACUUACUGUCAUUAUGUUAUUAUUGUUAACUAAUUAUGUACUUCUCACAUGACAAAAAAAAAACACCAACAACAAGACCAUUCGAAAUGAAAUAACAAUGGGGGAAAUUAAACUUC
Drosophila nasuta is the source of this 3279-nucleotide messenger RNA. RefSeq lists its product as uncharacterized. The record is from RefSeq and is a predicted model, not a curated record. The transcript is spliced from 2 exons. Bases 466 to 3009 code for a protein of 847 amino acids. NCBI's taxonomy places the organism in Eukaryota, Metazoa, Arthropoda, Insecta, Diptera, Drosophilidae.